Molecule: messenger RNA, 642 nt
Organism: Trichoderma atroviride IMI 206040
Lineage: Eukaryota; Fungi; Ascomycota; Sordariomycetes; Hypocreales; Hypocreaceae
Source: RefSeq, a predicted model, not a curated record
AUGAAGUUCACUUUCGCUACUAUUGUCAUUCCUUACAUCUUCCACAGCGCUCUGGCAGCGCCUACUAGAAUUGAGCGUGCCCUCGACGAGCGUAGACCCGUGGAGAGGGGAUUUGACAUCAGAGAUGCAUAUUCUACCAAAGCUCACGACGAAUAUAUCAGGAUUGCCAACAAUGCAGAUGUCGAGGCUGGAACUCAAGUAGCUGCCGUUGAAGCCAUCAAGACUGUCGCUGCUGCCGCCACUAGCGCUGAGACCUCAGCAGCAGCGAAAGGCGACGCAAAGAAGACGGGCAAGGGCAAAGAUAAGAAGAAGGGCAAGGAUAAGAAGAAAGGAAAGGACAAGAAGAAGGGGGAAAAGGGCAAAAAGGAGGGAAAGAAAGAAGAGAAUGCGGUAGAAGCUCGCGAGGAGUCUGACACUCCUGAUACCGAGGCUGCUGCCGAAUCCACCAAGACCGUGGCCGCUGCAGCAGCUAGCACCGAGACCUCAGCGGCGGCAAAGGGCGGUGCUGCAAAGAAAGAUCAGGGUAAGAGCGAGAAGAAAGACAAGAAGAAGGAUAAGAAGAAGGGGAAGAAAGAAGGCAAGGGAAAGGACAAGAAGAAAGGGGCCAAAGCUGCGGCAGCCGAGGCGACAGCAGCUCACUGA